AUGUCCGUAUUAACACAAUUAUUGAUGUCAAUCAUAUCGGAUAAUAUAUGGACAACAAUAACCAGUUUACUAAUUGUAUUAGUAGUCUAUAAAUUGGCAAAAUUUUAUUAUCGCUACUACAGUCUACCUCCCGGUCCAUUUCCAUUACCGAUUGUCGGCAAUUUGUUAGCAUUUAGAUCUAAACAAUUUUGGGAGAUUAGUUUGAGAAAUAUUGCCAAAAAUUAUGGUCCAGUUUUUACAUUACAUUUGGGUAAUACUCCGUACAUAAUAAUAACAGACGUAGACAUUGGUAGACAAACGUUUGGUAAACAAAGUGUUUUGGGAAGACCUGACAGUUAUUUACGCAAAUUUUUUAAAAACGAUAUCAUUUUUGCCGAUUACAGUCAACAUUGGGAAGUACUUAGGCGUGUGGCGCACUCGGCCGUACAAAAAUAUUCAGUUAAUGAACGAUUAGUUAACGUAGCGGUCGAUUGUGUGGACAAAACAGUGCAAACAAUUUUGGAAACCGAGGGUCCAAACAAACCAAUCGAUCCAUUCAAUUAUCUAUAUCUAAUGUAUCUAAAUAUAAUGGCAACCAGUUGUUUCAGUCAAAACUAUAAUAUUGAUGACCCGGAAUUCCAACAAAUCAAAUACGGUUUCAAAGAUUUUGGCAUUGAAUUUGGUUUGCGAUCAUUCUUAUGGGAAAUUUCCGCAAUUAUCCGAUGGUUUGAUAGGAAAUCUGUUCAAAAAUAUGAUAAAAUAUUUACAGAUUUACGUCAAUUAUUUAGAUAUAACUAUUUGUUACAUUUGAAUGAUUACGAUUCCCAAAUUGAACGUGACUUUUGCGAUGCCCUGAUUGGCGCCAAAAACGAUUCAAUACGUGAGGCUAAACAAUCGGCAACGUAUCUGACCGAUGAUAAUCUAGUUAUGGCUGUAUUUGAUUUGUUUAUUGCCGGUACCGACUCGUCAUAUCUGACUUUAUUAUGGUCACUGUUGUUAUUAGCCUACUAUCCGGACGUUCAGCAAAAGUUACGCAAAGAAAUUGAGUCCAUAAUUGGCGACCGAAUGCCAUCCCAUGACGAUAGACAACGAUGUCAUUAUGUGAUGGCAUUUAUGGCCGAAAUAUUGAGAUACAAAAAUCCUGGACCAACCGGUUUCUUUCAUAAGGCAAUGACUACCUGUAAAAUAGGCGACUAUACAAUACCUGAAGGUAUGGCUGUGUUUGUAUAUCAAGGAUUUAUUUUAUUAGACGACAAAAAUUUUGAAAAUCCCGACACUUUCAAACCCGAACGUUUCAUCGACAGUGACGGCCAUUAUAUGACUACCCGUUCCCCAGCAUUCAUACCGUUCGGUGUCGGACGUCGUUCAUGUGUUGGCGAAAAGUUGGCAAUCGCUGACUAUUUUCUUGUUUUAGUCCGAUUUCUACAAUUAACACAAAACUAUGACAUUGUUUUGGACAGUCAUCACGGUUUGGAUGGUAAAUCAUUGCCCCAUUUCAAUGGUAAACUGCGUCAACAGAUUAGAUCCCUGUCCAGUGAUAUUCAACGGAUCAUCGACUAUGUGGUCAAUGGUCGGGAUAGUGGCCAAACGUAUGCCGAGUUAGCAAAGUUUGUCGACUGGUUUGGACCGAGACUGGUCGGUACCAGUAGUCUAGAGUCGUCUAUCGACUAUAUGGUUGACCGAUUGAAACGGGAACGACAUGAUAAAGUUUAUACGGAAAAUGUUAUCGUUCCUGUUUGGACACGUGGCCGGGAAUGGGCACAAAUGGUUAGUCCGCGAAUCCAAACGCUAAACAUAUUGAGUUUGGGCUCAAGUAUCGGUACCAAUGGAUCAGUACUUACCGGUGAUGUUAUUGUUGUCAAAUCGUUUGCUGAACUAAAUAGACGAUCGCAUGAAAUCAGGGGAAAGUUUGUUGUCUAUAACUAUGAUUUCAAUAGUUAUGAUAAAUCAAUUGAUUAUAGAGUUCAUGGAGCCAGUCGUGCCUCAAAGUACGGUGCUAUCGGUGCACUGAUCCGAUCGGUUACACCAUUUUCAAUUAACUCACCGCAUACGGGUGCUCAAUCUUACGAUAAUAAUGUACGGAAAAUACCGGCCGUCAGUAUUACCGUAGAAGAUGCCGAACUGUUUGGUCGACUGGCUGGCCGUGGAGUCAACAUUACGGUCAGUCUAUCAAUGGAGGCCCGUAUGGAUGCGGAUCGGGUAUCGAGAAAUACUGUCAGCGAAAUUACCGGUUCAACUAAACCAGAUGAGGUAGUACUAGUAUCGGGUCAUCUGGACUCAUGGGACGUAGGACAGGGAGCCAUGGAUGACGGCGGCGGUGCAUUCAUAUCGUGGCGGGCACUGUCGGUCAUCAAAAAACUUGGUCUACGACCCAAACGUACGGUACAAUCGGUUUUGUGGACGGGAGAGGAAAUGGGACUCAUAGGUGUUCAACAAUACACACAGAAACAUAUCAAUGAGUUAAACAAAAUAAGUAUAGCUAUGGAGUCGGAUAGCGGAACAUUUGCGCCGACGGGUAUAACCUAUUCGGGCCGAAACCCGACCGCACAGUGUAUUGUCAACGAAUUGCUUAGACUAUUGAAACCCAUAAACGCCAGUCAGUUGACAAUUGGUGGCAUUGAUGGUAUAGAUAUUGAACUAUUGGUCGAUAAGGGUGUUCCCGGCGCUAGUCUGGACACUAGUAAUGACCGAUACUUUUACUAUCAUCACUCGUCGGGCGAUACGAUGUCGAUGAUGUCGACCCGACAACUGGACUUAUGUACGGCUGUUUGGGCGGCCAUUGCCUACGGGUUGGCCUCAAUCGAUGACCAAUUGCCCCGAUAG
Molecule: messenger RNA, 2802 nt
Organism: Oppia nitens
Lineage: Eukaryota; Metazoa; Arthropoda; Arachnida; Sarcoptiformes; Oppiidae
Exons: 12
Coding region: 1-2802 (933 amino acids)
Biological process (GO): proteolysis; peptide catabolic process
Molecular function (GO): iron ion binding; heme binding; metallodipeptidase activity
Source: RefSeq, a predicted model, not a curated record